CUUUUGCAAAGCUAGAAAAUGAAGAGGUCAAAACUAUUUGCACGUUCUUUUCGAUUUAAUGGACUAAGAUCGUGUUUUCGUUUCAGGAGAACUUGGCGACUCCGGAACCAUCAGACUCGACGAACGAAGAAGAUCAUUUCAGCGGGACCGGGGCUAUGAAAGACACCGACAAGCUCAAGUUGAUGCUCUUGGCAUGGAACUACCACAACCAGACUCAAGGAAGUCGCAAUGGUAGCGGCGACCUACCAGAUCUCACAUCGAUUCCGGGAGGAGAAGAAAUGGCCGGGUUAUGGGCGCAAUAUCAUUCGGCUUUAGGCUUGUCAAAAGGCAAAGCUACGCCACCAGUUCCAAGAGAUCAAUCUAGUCCAGUCAAUGCCGAUGCAGGGUCGGCUCAUGACGAAACGAGUUCUAGUGGAAACAAAGAAGACGAAGACGACGACGACGAUGAAAGCGAUGACAAAAUUGACACACAAACGCACGACCCCGAAAGACUUAAAGCGUUUAAUAUGUUUGUAAGACUGUUCGUUGACGAAAACUUAGAUAGAAUGGUACCUAUUAGUAAACAACCGAAAGAAAAAAUUCAAGCGAUUAUUGAUUCGUGCACAAGGCAGUUUCCCGAAUUCGCGGAACGUGCGCGAAAACGAAUACGUACCUACCUAAAAUCAUGCAGGAGAAAUAAACGAGCGAGGGAUCCAAAUUCGCCUUGGGAUUCUACUCGACCAACCCCAGCCCAUUUAACGUCUGUGCAAGCGGAACAAAUCUUGGCAAGCGCGUGUGAAAAUGAGAGUCAUAAUGCCAAAAGGAUGCGUUUAGGACUUGAGCCAGUGAGUCAACCUAUGCCUCUACUUCCGGGUGCUACAGCGACAGACACCACAGCGGCCAUUAGUAGAAGUAUAGACUUACCAGGAAAUACACCAGUAAAAUUAGAAGUAGAUACCGCGUCAAGUGUUUUCCCUUCUUCAACCACUGCAUCCACGACGACAAAUUCAAUUUCUAAGGGAAUGUCAUUAACGCCCGACAUUAAACCAACAGGUCUUAGUGUGUCUAACGCGGGAUUGUCAACGGCGCCUUUAAAUGGUAUGGGCAUAUCGACAUCCCCAGGAACGGCACCCACGGCGAUGUACAGACCUAAUUUUUCUCAGGCCUUUCAACGAGCAGGUCCUUAUCCUCUCUUCCCCGGCCAACCCUUCAAUACAGGCGGUGGACUUUUAACAAAUGGCCCUACAGACUUAAGUAUGAAACAGAAGCCAUUACUUAAUCACAAAUUGAGCUCAACAGAGAUGGCGGCCGUACGACAACUGAUAACAGGGUAUCGUGAAUCGGCGGCAUUCCUUCUUCGGUCGGCGGACGAAUUAGAACAGCUACUGUUGCAGCAACAAUAAUUGACUGUACCUUCAGAUCCAUUACAGACUGGCAACAGGUGCGUUUGGUUUGACUAUAUGUGAUCCUUUAAAGACGAUAAGAAAGGGAUUAGAACUGCUGUGUAUGCUAUGUACCUGGCUUACUUUAUUAUGUUGUACAUCGAAUAGCUUGAUGUAGAUUUUUAUUGUUUCAAUGAUUGAAAACUGUGAAUGUUGUGUAUAAAGAGAUGAUAGAAAAAA
Messenger RNA from Photinus pyralis (common eastern firefly), 1601 nucleotides. Its product is annotated as nucleolar protein 4-like. The transcript is spliced from 9 exons. The record is from RefSeq and is a predicted model, not a curated record. Bases 156 to 1382 code for a protein of 408 amino acids. Lineage: Eukaryota; Metazoa; Arthropoda; Insecta; Coleoptera; Lampyridae.